Hordeum vulgare subsp. vulgare (domesticated barley) is the source of this 2130-nucleotide messenger RNA. Its product is annotated as A-kinase anchor protein 14-like. The transcript has 2 exons. Bases 82 to 1956 code for a protein of 624 amino acids. Gene Ontology annotation, molecular function: zinc ion binding. NCBI's taxonomy places the organism in Eukaryota, Viridiplantae, Streptophyta, Magnoliopsida, Poales, Poaceae. The record is from RefSeq and is a predicted model, not a curated record.
CGGUUCUGCUCUCACCCUUGACCAGACCAGACCGCUCACAAUCAACGCGUGCAUACGCCUCCACUGCAAAGCUUAGUGCACAUGUUCCAAAGCACGCCAUCAAUCCACAGUCCACACUCCACUGCUAAGGAGAAAGACCGUCUCUUCCCCUUCGGACGAAACGGCGCUCUCCUCCAUAGCUUGGAGCUUCCUCUUGCCGAAUGUAAGCCUCUCUCUUUCUCUACAUUUUUCUCGCAUGUUGGAUCCUCACUCCGGUCAAUCCUUCAGCUGGGCGCGCAAAUUCGCCGGGGAUCUAUGGAGGAACAAAAGAAACCGGCGGACCAGCAGAACAAGAGGCAGCGGGUUUCCGAGAACGCCGAGAGCAGCAACAAGAAGCCGAGCCACAUGAACGGACUAAAAGUUCAUUUGGGUCAGCCCGUUGGAGUUUCCCCUAAUCCAGGAGUCACGGGGACAAGGCCGUUGGCCUCGCCCAGUCCGUUUGCCAAGGCGAAGCCAAUCGCUGUGGUGAAGCCAGCGGCCGCUACGGUGACAGUAACCGGUCCAGUGGACACCAUGGCACCGGCAUCGGCGGCGCCCAGUCCGGUUGCCAAGGCGAAGCCAACGGCCGCUACAGUGACAGUAACCGGUCCGGUGGACACCAUGGCACCGGCAUCGGCGGCGCGCAUUCCGGUUGCCAAGGCGAAGCCAACGGCCGCUAUGGUGACAGUAACCGGUCCAGUGGCCACCAUGGCACCGGUAUCGGCGGCGCCCAAUCCGGUUGCCAAGGCGAAGCCAACGGCCGCUACGGUGACAGUAAGCGGUCCAGUGGCCACCAUGUCUCCGGUACAGGCGGCGCCCAAUCCGGUUGCCAUGAAGACGCCCACGCCGGCGGCGCCAAGUCCAGUGGUCACCAUGGCACCGGCAGCGCCCAGUCCAGUGGCCACCAUGACACUAGCACAGGUGGCGCCCAGUCCGGUGGCCACGAAGACGCCGGCGUCGGCCGAGCCCAGUGUAGUGACAACGAAGACACCGGCGGUGGCGGCUUCCAUCCCAGUUGCUUCGGCGACGCCGGCCACCCUGGUGAACCCACCGGCCACGGUGAAGCGUGAGCCGGAACUCGGAGGGGUGCUGGAAUUCGACGAACAAGUAGCAGCAGCCAUGAUAGCCGUGACACCAGCGGAAGAGGAAACCGUCAUCUUAGAGGUGAAGAAGAAAUGGCUUCACUGCGCCGCGUGCCCCGCGCCCCUCAAGCGUCCCGUAUUCAAGUGCGGGGAUGGACAUGUCGUGUGCUCCGACUGCGGCUGCGGCGGCGGAGCGAACAAGCACUGUGAUUUGUGCGGCCGCGCCACCACCUACACCCACGUCCCCUACAUGGACGGCCUGGUCGGUGCCUACAAGGUGCCGUGCCCCUACAGGAAUCUCGGCUGCGCGAGGUACAUCGCCUACCACUCGGCCGCGGACCACCAGGCCAAGUGCGCGCACGCGCCCUGCUACUGCUUCGAGUGCGCGUUCCAGGGCUCCACCGCUAGCCUCCUGCGCCACCUCACGGAGGUGUCCGGCCGGCAUUGUUGGCCCAUGGAGAAGAUCAAGUACCAGAUCUCCCACCCGCUCGUCGUGCCGGCGUCGGAGCACCGCCUUCUGCUAGUGGCGGAGGAGGACGGCGGCGUGUUCCUCCUGGCCGUGGGUGCGGGGAGGGGAAGGGCCGGCGUCUGCCCCGUCACCGUCGUGUGCGUCAGGGGAAAUGUCCACGCCGACGCAAGGCCGGUGUACACAGGCGUGCUCUGGGUGGAUGGCCCUCCGGCCGCCGCAGGCCAUCUCAGGAGCAGCAUCCAGCUGAAAGGCGACGUGGCGAACUGCAGAGUCCCCGGCGACGUGGACAUGGAGCACGGGCGCCUCCAUGCGCAUGUCAAUCCGGAGAUGCUGCACGGGGAGUCCAAAGAGAUUCAUCUGGGCAUUUGCAUUACCAAGUUCUGGUGAAUUAGCUAGCCCCGGGUUAGCUUGAACGAAUCACUGCAGACUGUAUUUUGGCUGGGUUACGUUUGUGCUACCUGUCCAUUUCCUGUGGCUUCAUACAUAACCAUGGUUUAUGCGCGUUCACUAAUUAGCUUCGGAUGAUUCGCCUUCGAGUAAAAUGUGUUGAAGUGCCUAAAA